AUGGCCGGUCAAAAGGUCAUCGAUGGGCCAAAAAACUGGCACCCGGCACCGCCUGGCGGGUGCGAGGCGGGUGCGGGCAGUACCCCCCAAGCGGUACUGGUACCUAGAAAAGGGUACCGACGGACAAUCUCUAAAAAAACCGAUGUUUCACAGGCUCCAACGCGCAAGAAGGGCAGACUCUCCGAUCCAUCUGCCGACUACCAUUGCAAAUCUGAAUCGCAGGAUCUGGAUAUGCAAGCUCAAAACGCUAGGCAUGAAUUCAAUCUCGGGAGGUUCAAAGUCGCACUCAAAGCUUUUCGUUGUAUCUACCAGACCAUUUGCCACAAUUCUUCUCACGAUUCACCUCGAAGACAUUCCUUCUUCCUUCACAUCCGUUUGGAUGUAUCUCAAUGUCAUUUAGCCCUACUUCAAGGUCCCGAAGCCCUCAAAGUUCUCUCGCCAUGUUAUCAAUGGGGCCAUCAAACGAGUAUUUCUUGGUCAAAUCCUUUGUGGAGUGAGGUCUCAUCUUUGAUUGCAUCAUCCCAAAUGCUUAUUCGACAAGAGGAACAAAUCAAAACUAUGCUCGAAAAUCAACAAUGGAAGGAGGUGAACGAGGGUAUAUCUGAAGUAGUGUCAGCCACAGAGUACAUGUCACAGUACCUUUCAUGUACCAAGUAA
Molecule: messenger RNA, 657 nt
Organism: Puccinia graminis f. sp. tritici CRL 75-36-700-3
Lineage: Eukaryota; Fungi; Basidiomycota; Pucciniomycetes; Pucciniales; Pucciniaceae
Exons: 2
Coding region: 1-657 (218 amino acids)
Source: RefSeq, a predicted model, not a curated record